Molecule: messenger RNA, 1050 nt
Organism: Haliotis rubra (blacklip abalone)
Lineage: Eukaryota; Metazoa; Mollusca; Gastropoda; Lepetellida; Haliotidae
Exons: 2
Coding region: 1-1050 (349 amino acids)
Source: RefSeq, a predicted model, not a curated record
AUGGCGCACAACGACAACAUUCUCAUCAUGGUUGACGAGGAAGACCCCGUAAACGAACUAGUAAGAAAUACGAACACGUCUCUUAUAGAACAUUCCGAGGAUGACAUACUUAUAUUUUUUUCGUCGGAUGAUGAGGAAUUCCAACGCCUCAGCAGUGACACAUGCCGACAGUCCGGGACAGGGCAACCUUUGCGACAACACGACGACGACAUCAUCGAGGUCGUAGAGGAAGGGUUGCCGUGUCAUUCUCCCCCCAACGACGGUCACAACGAGGUUAUCGAGGAAGAAAAUGGCGAGUAUGACUACUCGCCACAACAAGUUUUUUUCCUCAGAGAACUUCGUCGGAUGGAUAGUCAGAGAUAUAGGGUGUCUAACAUCGUGUACCUCUUCGGGUUUUUACAACAAUUUCUGGAGAGAGUACAGAGCAGCGUGGAUGUGGAAGACAACCUGUCACGCGGGUUCGACUCCCUCGUGGCUCAUUUGGGUAACUCGGAAAAUAUACGCCCUCAGGAUAUCGUCACCCUGUAUAUUCAUCAUCACGCCCUCAACGCCCCCGUCGCCAUACCGUUCGUCAGGUUUGAAGAACUCACGGGUGACAUCAUAUUGCGAGGUAUGGAACACGUUGCCCAGUCUAACACAUCUUUUACGUUUGACAGUACCAUGACCGUAAGGUUACACAUAGUGAGGAAUCCCGCCGCUGUAGGUAGAGGUAAUGGUCGAUUGACUAAGAAAGAGCUAAUCACGCUGGAGGCUUUUACCAACCGUAAAACCACUAGGGGUGGUUGUCUUACUAAAAUAGAGAACAGCGACAAUUUAUGUCUAGGUCGGGCUAUUGCUGUAGCCCUAUAUUUUCUAAAGCAUGCUUCGCAACCACGGGAUGUGUCCAAGAAGGAACGCAGACAGCGAUAUACAGAGCGUGAAGCGUUCCUGAGAGAUGCGGGUGUACAAACGAUAGCCACGCAUGAAUUGUACAGGCGAGCGGGUCUCCGCCUGGAGCGUGUAUGGAAGGUCGUCCCCUUGGGAGGCCUUCCAAACAUGUCUAAGGAAUGA